Messenger RNA from Meloidogyne enterolobii, 353 nucleotides. Lineage: Eukaryota; Metazoa; Nematoda; Chromadorea; Rhabditida; Meloidogynidae. The record is from the annotation of a GenBank genome assembly.
GUAAAAUGCCGGAAUAUGAAAGUCCUCCACCUACAAAAGAAGAAGAAACUUUACCCGAAGAGAUGUUCGACCCUGAAGAGUUUGAUACUGAAGAGCAACCUGUAGACACUUUUAAUUUUUCCCUGACAGAAUUAUCUGUUUUGAUUCGAGUUUUAAAAACAGUUUCUGUUGAGGAUUUGAAAGAUUUGAACGAUUUAUCCAGUUUUAUCAGAAAUAAAACUGAAAAUGUUUUGAGGGGGAUUUAUGAAAGAUUUAAUCAUGAUUUUGGGGAAAAAUUUUUCAACAAUCUUGACGGGGUAAUUUUAUUAAAAAUUAUUUAUAUUAAAAUAUUUUUAGCGAAAAAAUUUUCUUAA